AAAAAAACAGUUGCUGGAGAAGACAGAUUUUGGGCCCAGCUCUCCCUCUCGCUUUACCUCUUCCUCUCUGAUUUGACUGAUCAGCAUUUGACUCUCUCGGCAACCGUAAAACGCCUUUUUCAUUUGAUAAACAUAACAUUUUAUUCAAAACAUUAGGCAACCAUGCUUGCUUACUAAAUGCAAAACGCUGUAUAUUAUUGAUGCAGAGUAAUAUACUCUCAAAAUCUGUCUGUUAGCUAAAAUGGAAAAUACAUUUAUCCAAUGGAAGAAACAAUGUCUAAACAACAUAACUUAGAUGUCAGCAAGAAAGGAGGACAUCUCACAUAUUGUUUCUGCCAUAAACAACUCAGCCUAUUAUUUCACCACCAGCUCCUGUUCUGGAAGGAUUCUUCUCAUAGAUGGGCACUCUUUGGCAAUAAACUCUGGCUUUAGAAACUCUGGAUUGACUGUAGACAAGAAGGGCAAAAUCAUAACGGCAGUCCGAAGUACCCAUGGUCUGGUGGUUCCACUGAGCCACAAAGGACAGGUCCUGGUGAAGGAGGACUACAUCUACUUCCUAGUGGAAGUAGCCAAUCAGAAAAUGGAGGAAAAUGUCAAACAAAUUGAGAGGUUCUACGAGUGGCUACAGUCUGCUUUGCAACCAGCUGAACCUCAAAGCCCAAGUAGACAGGAGACGGAGGAGAAAUCUGUUUACAAGCAACGGAGGAAAAGAGAACAGACAAACGUUUAAACAGACACUCAGACAGACGCCUGCCAAGACAACAGAGACAUUAAUCCAGUUGAGCUUGAGGACUGCUUUGGCAGUGGGCUGGAUCUGUUCACAUAGACAAAUCAAAUCAAAUACAUUUGUAUUUGUCACGUGCUUCGUCAACAACGGGUGUAGACACAACAGUGAAAUGCUUACUUACUUACGCGCCCUUCCCAACAAUGCAGAGAGGGAGAGAAAAUAGAGAAAUAAAACAAAAGUAAUAAUUCAAGCAAUACACUUAUACACUGGAUACACUGGAUACACUGGAUACCAGUCCCAAGUCGAUGUGCAGGGGUACGAGGUAAUUGAGG
Molecule: messenger RNA, 1059 nt
Organism: Oncorhynchus kisutch (coho salmon)
Lineage: Eukaryota; Metazoa; Chordata; Actinopteri; Salmoniformes; Salmonidae
Gene: tyw3
Product: tRNA-yW synthesizing protein 3 homolog (S. cerevisiae)
Exons: 4
Coding region: 296-730 (144 amino acids)
Source: RefSeq, a predicted model, not a curated record